Candida dubliniensis CD36 is the source of this 1374-nucleotide messenger RNA. Its product is annotated as phosphoinositide 5-phosphatase. Gene Ontology annotation, molecular function: phosphatidylinositol-4,5-bisphosphate 5-phosphatase activity. Gene Ontology annotation, biological process: phosphatidylinositol dephosphorylation. The coding region runs from base 1 to 1374 and encodes 457 amino acids. The record is from RefSeq and is a predicted model, not a curated record. Lineage: Eukaryota; Fungi; Ascomycota; Pichiomycetes; Serinales; Debaryomycetaceae. The transcript has a single exon.
AUGAUAGAAUAUUCAACUAAAAAAGAAAGUGAUAUACCACUUUAUUUAUUUACUUAUAACUGUAACAAACGAGUUAUAGAUGCUAAUGUAUUUAAAUCCAAAGUAUCACAAUCAUUACCACCAAAAGACAAUCCUUCCCAUUUAUAUGUAUUUGCUCUUCAAGAAUUCUGUACUAUCCUUGAUGGUUCAUUCAAAGCAUCAGCAAAUCAACAGUUAAUAGCCUAUAAUGAAUUACUCCAAAUUAUGUUAUUCGAAGAAUAUGGGACAGAUCAUUUCCAAACUAUUGCUAUUAAUCACACAGGAGCAAUUGGAUUAAUCAUUAUAUCCCCUUACCCACUGAAAUUCCAAAAUGUCAGAUUAGCAAACACUUCUUGUGGAUAUGGAUAUAGUUCAAUGAAAGGUGGGGUUGGAAUUAGGUUGAAAUACUAUCCUGAUGGGAAGUAUGGAGAUAACUCAGUAGAAUUGAGUUUUGCAGGAAUUCAUUUAAAUGCAUAUGAAGGUGAAUAUUAUUAUUUACAAAGAAAUGCCAAUUUGUUAAGAAUUGCCAGAAGCCUAAAUUUUGGAGACGGAUAUGGGUUGAUCAAACCAAACAAUCAUGUUUUUAUUUUGGGAGAUUUAAACUAUAGAACAACCAAGGAUUACAAGAAAACCUCGGUUGUGGCCCAGAAUUUAUUAUCAUUAGCUGACCAGCAUAGUGAGUUCAACAAUGAGUAUAUUAAUCAAUUGUUUGUCCAAUACGAUGAGCUUCAUAAUGCAUUGAAAAAUGGAGAAGUAUUAUUCGGGUUUUCUGAAGGUAAGGUUGAUUUCAAACCAUCAUACAAGUAUUAUAUAAACACCGGUAUCUACAACUCGAAACGAUGUCCAUCGUGGUGUGAUAGAAUAUUGUUUUUGUCUACAUAUGAAACGAUAGGUAAUGAUGAUUUGGGAUUACAAUUGUUGAGAGCAAAAGGUAAGGACUCAAAACAGAAAAAUGAAGGACUCCCCGUGGUGGGGAAAUAUGAUUGUAUUGAUGAAUUAUUAGUAUCUGAUCAUCGUCCUGUAUUUGCACAUAUUGAGAUACCAUUUGCACCCCCUAAACUGAUUAUAUCACCAAUGUCCGGUUGUUUAGAAAUAGUUUCAACAGGGUUAACUCUGGACGAAUCAUUCUCGGAGCUUGAACAAUUGCAGGGAAUCGAGAAUAGUACGCUUAUAGAAAGUGGUCCAACUUCUAUCUACUUGAAACCAACAAAAUUAGACCUUCUAAUCCAUACAAUUGUUACGCCCUUUAUGGAUACCACCAUAGGGUUUGGACUUUGGUUUGGAACCACAAGCGAGGGAAGAUUGGUGUUGUUGAUAUUCAUUUUGUUAACUUUUUCAUUGUGGUAUCUUUUCUAG